Molecule: messenger RNA, 420 nt
Organism: Rotaria sp. Silwood2
Lineage: Eukaryota; Metazoa; Rotifera; Eurotatoria; Philodinida; Philodinidae
Source: the annotation of a GenBank genome assembly
AUGAAGAGAACUUACUUGGAUUUUGAAAUCUUCUUUGUCAAUGAUAUUUACAAAUUAAAUCAUACAUUAUUGCGAUGCAAACAUUUUGAAGAAGAAAAAUCUGGCAUUAAUAUUUGGUAUGAAAUUGAAGAAAUCUUCAAAUCAUUUAAUUUACCAUUUGGCGAUACACCUGUUACUACUGAUCAAGGAUCAAAUGUGAUUAAAGCUCUAAGUCUAACUGAUGAAGCACGAUAUUCUUGUUUAGCACACCGAAUGGAUACUAUUUUAGAAAUAGCAUGGGAAAAUUUGAAAAUAAUCAAUGUUGAAUUUAAAGAUUUCUGUACUGUAGUUGGGAAUCUUCGAAUUUAUUGUGAACAAAGUGGCGGAAUUCAAUUCAAAUUACCUAAAACAUUGAAACGUACGAUUGGGACUCGUCCAUAG